AUUAAUUACACACCCAGUGGGACUCGAACCCACAAUCGCUUGAUUAGAAGUCAAGCGCCUUAUCCAUUAGGCCAUGGGUGCUUGUUGCUUAUUUUAUUAAAUAGAAACUAUAUUACAAGAAUAAUUAUACAGUCAUAGUGGGCAUGAUUACUUGUUUGUUACUCGUCGUAAGAGAUGUGUUAAAGUGUUAUAAUGUCAAGAGCUUUUUCUUCCCGCUUAAACUUGGAGCUCGGCAAUAAGCUCAAGGGUUUGGUGUCGGGACAACUCCAUGAUGAAGCAUUGAGACUGUACAAGCUAAAUAUUCAUCCUUUAGGCACCAAUGGCUUCACAGCUAUUCUUCCUUCUGUCAUCAAAGCUUGCUCUUUUCAACAAGAGCCUUUCUUACUUGGCGCACAGCUUCAUUGCCUUUGUUUUAAGUCAGGCGCUGAUCGUGAUACAGUUGUUUCCAAUUCUCUCAUCUCUAUGUAUGCGAAACUUUCUAGAGCAUACGCUGCGCGUAAGGUGUUCGAUGAAAUGCUUCAAAGAGAUACUGUUAGCUAUUGUUCCAUCGUCAAUUGUUAUUGCCAGGAUGGGUUGUUGUCUGAAGCGAUGAAGUUGCUUAAGGAGAUGUAUUUUUAUGGUUUUGUUCCGAAGUCCGAGCUGGUUGCAUCUCUGUUGGCUCUCUGCACCCGCAUGGGAAGCAGCAGUAAGGUAGCAAGAAUGCUUCAUGCUCUUGUUCUUGUUGAUGAGAGGAUACAGGAAUCAGUUCUAUUAUCAACGGCAUUGCUUGAUAUGUACUUAAAGUUUGAUGAUCCUGCAGCGGCUUUCCAUGUGUUUGAUCAAAUGGAGCUGAAGAAUGAGGUCUCAUGGACUGCCAUGAUCUCCGGUUGUGUUGCUAAUUAUAAUUAUGAAGUGGGCAUUGAUUUUUUUCGAGCAAUGCAGAGAGAAAAUUUGAGGCCCAAUCGUGUCACACUGUUGUCUGUUUUACCUGCAUGUGUAGAAUUAGGAUAUGGCUUAAGGCUGGUGAAGGAGAUUCAUGGAUUUUCUUUUCGUCAUGGAUUCCAUUCUGACGAUCGGUUAAUAGCUGCUUUUAUGACCAUGUACUGCAGAUGUGGUAGUGUAAGUCUCUCUAGGCUACUUUUCGAAACAUCAAAAGUGAGAGAUGUUGUAAUGUGGAGUUCAAUGAUUAGCGGCUAUGCGGAGAAUGGAGAUUGCUCUGAAGCUAUGAAUCUGUUAAGUCAAAUGAGAAAAGAAGGAAGUGAACCCAACUCGGUUACUCUGUUGGCUGUUGUCUCAGCUUGCACCCAUUCAGCAUCGUUGAAAAUUGCAUCUACAGUCCAUUCUCAAAUCCUGAAAUGUGGCUUCAUGUCACAUAUCUUAUUGAGCAACGCCCUCAUAGAUAUGUAUGCAAAGUGUGGCAGUCUUCCUGCAGCGCGUGAAGUAUUUUAUGAACUUAAUGAGAAAGAUCUUGUGUCAUGGAGCUCAAUGAUUAACGCAUACGGUCUUCAUGGACAUGGUUCAGAAGCUUUAGAAAUCUUUAAAGGGAUGAUAAAAGCUGGACAUGAAGUAGAUGGAAUGGCAUUUCUUGCAGUUUUAUCGGCUUGCAACCAUGCGGGCCUGGUAGAAGAAGCUCAAACCAUAUUCACACAAGCUGGGAAAUACCACAUGCCAGUCACAUUGGAGCAUUAUUCUUGCUAUAUCAAUCUUCUUGGCAGGUUUGGAAAGAUUGACGAUGCCUUUGAGGUCACAAUAAAUAUGCCCAUGAAACCAAGUGCCAGAAUAUGGAGUUCUCUCCUAUCUGCUUGUGAGACUCAUGGCAGGCUUGAUGUUGCAUGUAAAAUUAUUGCAAACGAGCUAAUGAAAUCUGAACCUGACAAUCCAGCCAAUUAUGUAUUGCUUAGCAAGAUUCACACAGAAUCUGGUAACUGCGAUGCUGCAGAAGAAGUGUGGAAGUUUAUGCAAAGACGGCAACUGAACAAAUGCUACGGAUUUAGUAAAAUUGAACUCUGAAUUACAGAUUUUAGAUUACCAAGGAAAAUCGUGGCGUCCUAUAUGAAGAUUCUAUCUAAGGACAGUUCUCUUUUUGCAUUUCAAAAGCAGCAUCACUGAUGCAGAAUGUUCCAACUGAAGUAAGGAAUAGUUCGUAAAUAUUUGCUGAAUUUGAUUUACAAGAUUGUUAAUGUUACAUGGACACAGAUUCUAAUCCAUGCUUUUUGUUAUUGCAUGGACCUAUCUGAGGAUGCUAGUAUGAUCAUUUCACGAGUUUAUGACGUGUUCUGCUUUGCUACGUAAAUAUUUGAUGUUUUGUUGAUGUGAUACUACACUAAAUAUGGAUCUGAAAGAGAUACCAUAAAUGAAGCCUGCAAGUUCUGAAUCCCAAAGGAGGACACUAGCACACACUACCAUGCAAUAUCUUUUUUACUGAUAUUCAUUAUCAAUAUUGAUGAUUAUGGGAUUUGAGCAACUUAGAAAGCCAAAAGCACUGCCAAACUGGAAUCCAAACAGCUCACAGAGGCUUGGUUGAGGCUUUGCCAACAGAACUGAUAUACAGGAUUUUUUUUCCAUAAGCUUUGUGAGUUAUCCAGUUUCUGUGGCAUGAAAAUAAAGAGCUUGGACCUUUCAAGAGAAGCCCGGAAGAAAAUUGUAUUUGAGCUUUUUAUCAUCAACUGGCCUUGUGUAAUUGUGCUAAUUCAUGAUGUUCUUGAGGUGAAGGACUCGGUUCAUGAAUCGCGUCCUUCAUCUCAACAUCAUGAUGGAGUAGCUAUUAUAGAAUAUCAUUUCGAACCUGGGAUAGAUAGAAGUAUAUGUAUACAGUGUAGCCUAGCACAAGUAUAUGCUGGCAUAAUGUUGUUUAAUAUCCACAAGUUGAUUUCAA
Messenger RNA from Arabidopsis lyrata subsp. lyrata, 2854 nucleotides. RefSeq names its product pentatricopeptide repeat-containing protein At4g31070, mitochondrial. Bases 193 to 1989 code for a protein of 598 amino acids. Gene Ontology annotation, molecular function: RNA binding; protein binding. The transcript has 2 exons. Lineage: Eukaryota; Viridiplantae; Streptophyta; Magnoliopsida; Brassicales; Brassicaceae. Gene Ontology annotation, biological process: RNA modification. The record is from RefSeq and is a predicted model, not a curated record.